ACAUUAUGGGGCUAUCCCUGUGCUUUUUCAACGUGUUGAUUCGCAUGCUCUCGAAACUAGUAGUUCUGCUGCUGUUUCAUCUUGCGGUUGCUAAAUUUGUAUACUCUUUGCAGCAGUUUUCUUGCCGUGAGGAGGAGAGCUCUGCCUUGCUGCAGUUCAAGAAGAGCUUUAUUAUUGACAAAUCUGCUUCAAGUUAUGAUGGUGCUUAUCCAAAGGUUUCUGCAUGGAAACUUGGUGGAGGAGGAAACAGCAGCUGCUGCUCUUGGGACGGCGUCGAGUGUGAUGAAAAGACGGGACAUGUUAUUGGCCUUGAUCUUAGCAGCAGUUAUCUCUACGGCUCUAUCCACUCCAAUAGUAGCCUGUUCCGCCUAGUUCAUCUUCAAAGGUUAAACCUCUCUGAUAAUAACUUCAAUUACUCUCAAAUUCCUAGUAGCAUCAGAAAUUUUCCAAACCUCACUCAGCUUGACCUCUCUGCCUCUGUCUUUGCUGGUCAAGUCCCAUCUGAAGUUUCGCAGUUGUCCAAGUUGACAUCCCUUAAUCUUUGUUGCAAUCUUGAAACAUCUUCUAGUGAGGGAUUGUUGAAACUUCAACCAUCUGAUAUGAGAAGUCUAGUUCACAACUUAACUAGUCUAGAAAUUCUUCAGCUUAGUUUCGUUAGCAUAUCAUCAACGGUACCUGAAUCCUUGGCAAAUUUAACAUUUUUGACAUUCCUUGCUCUCAAGGAAUGUGAUCUAGUUGGUGAGUUCCCAGUGAGAAUUUUCAAUCUACCAAAUUUAAAAAGUCUUAGUGUUAGAUACAACCAAGAUCUCACUGGAUAUUUUCCUGAAUUUAAUCGAAGUAGUCCUCUUGUCUUACUAAAAGUUGCCUUUACUGGUUUUUACGGAAUAAUACCUUCUUCGAUUGAAAAGCUUAAUUUAUUGCAAGAGUUGGAUGUGGCUCAAUGCAAUUUUUCGGAAGGGUUGAUUCCAUCCGCACUUGGUAAUCUUAGACAACUCACUUAUCUAGACGUUGCAGCAAACAAAUUUGUAGGUUCAAUUCCUGAUUCCUUGGCAAACCUUACCAAAUUGACUGUGUGUAGGAUCAAUUCUAAUCCAUUGACUGGUCCAAUCCCAUCUUGGCUGGGUAACUUUACCAAACUAAUUUACCUAGACCUUUCUUUUAAUAGUUUGAAUGGUUCCAUUCCUACCUCAUUCUCCAAUCUCUUGAAUCUUGAGCUCCUUUAUCUACAUGGAAAUCGCCUGAGCGGUGUAGUAAAGUUAGAAAUGUUUCAAAAGCUACAAAAUCUCUAUGAACUCCAACUGAAUUGGAACAAUUUGGAAUUCGUCACCGAAUCCAAAAUUACGAAUACAACUGUUCAACAGUUCACCGUUCUAAGUUUGAGUGCAUGCAACAUAAGAGAGUUCCCAUCUUUCCUGAGAUAUCAAACAAAUUUGGAGCGGUUAGACCUGUCUAGAAACAAACUCCAUGGCCAAGUUCCCAAAUGGAUGUGGAACAUAAGCACAGAGACUUUGGUAUACAUGGACAUUUCUGAAAACUUCCUUUCUGACCAACUUCCAUUUUUUCUUCCUUGGGUUAACUUGCUAUGCUUAAGGCUCUCGUCCAACAUGUUUCAUGGACCGGUACCGAUCCCUCCACCAUCCAUGCUAGAAUACAGAGUUCCUGAGAACAACUUUAGUGGAGAAAUCUCACCGUUGCUUUGCCAUAUGAGUUCUCUUCGGUACCUCGACUUAUCAAAAAAUAACUUGAGUGGCACGCUUCCUCAGUGUCUUGGAAACUUCAGUGAUGGUCUAAUCCUUUUGCUUCUUAGAAGAAACUCCUUUCAUGGUAUUGUUCCACAAUCAUACAGCAACAGAAGCAGUUUGAGGAUGAUUGAUGUUAGCCACAACCAAUUGCAGGGGAGAUUGCCAAGAUCAUUGGCCAAUUGUCUGAUGCUCGAGUAUCUUGUUCUGUCAAACAACCAAUUCAGUGAUGCUUUUCCCAUUUGGUUGGGGACUCUUCCUGAGUUAAAACUUCUGGCGAUGCGCCAGAAUGCAUUCAGUGGCGUCAUAGGAAAUUCUAGAAAGAAUCUUGAUUUCCCCAAGUUGCGCAUUGUUGACUUGUCUUACAAUAAUUUCACCGGCGAAAUUCCAUCUGUGUUUCCUACAGUACCGUAA
Prunus dulcis (almond) is the source of this 2153-nucleotide messenger RNA. Its product is annotated as receptor-like protein 7. The record is from RefSeq and is a predicted model, not a curated record. Bases 6 to 2153 code for a protein of 715 amino acids. The transcript has a single exon. NCBI's taxonomy places the organism in Eukaryota, Viridiplantae, Streptophyta, Magnoliopsida, Rosales, Rosaceae. Gene Ontology annotation, molecular function: protein binding.